GACUAAAUCUUAGGUUGAAAAUUUUAGAAAAUGUAUACUGUUAGCGUAUGGGUCCUGUCUCUGCAAAGGAAGAGUAAUCCUGAGUCAGAAGUGGAUUUCGAUUUCAGUUUAGUUAAUACCCUUCAACUUUUCAAUACUCUGAAAUAUUUUAGUGACAAAGUACCUAAUUUUUGAUGCAGAUAAUACCCUUCAACUUUAACAACUAAAGCAUUUUAAGUGCUAAAGUACUUAGUUUUGAUGGCUUUUGAUAAAUAAGGAUAGUAGUUGUCAUCCGUGCAGUUAUGUUAAACAGAUGGGACGACCAAGCACUUCACACUUCUUAACUGUUUCUAAGUGAGUCAUUGAAAGAGUGUGAUUAAUCAUCCUACCAUACAGUUGUCAACAAAAGAGUAAUUUUUUUUACUACCACCCACAAAAUCAAAGAGAUUUCCAGAUUUUCAGUGGAAAGUAAAGAACGUCUCUUUUGAAAAACACUUUAAAUUUAGUUUGAGGGGGACUACAUAUGAUGGACUUGUCAUCCUCAGAGCACAUAUACAAUUUUUUUCUGUGCAGCAAUACACUGAUGUACCCAGGAAGUCGCUUAACCGAGUAUGGUCAUUAUCGACAUGUUAGUUGUUUUAAGGCUUUCGUCUAAAUAGCGAUCUCACGUGAAACUAAAUGAACUUUUUCUGUCCUCUUACCCCUCCCUGCUUCAACUUCAUCAAGUUGUAAGUCAUCUAGGACAUUUAGUGCGGGAUGGAUUGGGCAUUAUCAUGACAAUAGUCAAAUGAUGUGUGUCGUCAAGGUAAUGAUAGUGCUAAUUGGGGGUGGGGGUGGGGGAUGGGGCUUGGGUGGGAACUGCUUUUGUUUUGAAGAACCUGGGGCAGUAAGAGGAAGAGCUGGCUGAGAAAUCUGUAUUUAGAACUGCGAUUUGAGAAGUGACCUGAAUUGAACGUAGCUUUUGUGGAAAAUGGAAGUCAGCAGUUAACUACAGCUUGUGAGGCUGAGCCAAGAGGGCAACAGUGAUUUUACCUCCCUCCCCCUAAAUAUUAUGGGAAUUGAAAGUGUCAUGAAGGGGAGAUACUAAAAAAAAAAAAAUAAAUCUGAGUGAUUUAAAGAGCUGGGAGGUAAUUUUUAAAUGCAUCAAAAUGCAUUGUUAGACACAGGAGGAAGAUGAGUGGAAAGACUGAUUGGGAAGAGUUGUAUAUAGAAUGCAGUUACCUGGGGCAGGGGCUGGCAUGGGGAAUUAAGAUGGGCUGGAAAAUUAUGAGACCAAGGAUAUGUCAGAAUGGAUCUCACAAAGAACGUAAGAAACAUUAAAUGUAUGCCAGCUUCUGCUGUUGGCAAAUACAUUUUCUGAUUUUUUUUUUAAUCUGUUUGCAGCAUUGAUAAAGAUUUGCUCUUAAUUGAAUGUGUUUCUAAUAGUCAGUUUGUUUUGUCUGUUUGUUGUCUCAUCACCUGUCCUGUGAAGGCUAAUUACUGAUCAGGAGUGUGCUGAGAAUGCAAUUCUGUGUUUGCCUCGUAAUUUAAACUUGAAGUAACUCUCAUAUGUGUGUGAAUUGACCAAAAAAGCCCAAACAAAAGUUAUUUAACCAUAUGCAAGCAGAGUAGUGCCCUGUGGUUGGGAUUUUUUGGCCUGAUGAUCUGUUUAGAGAAAUGAUCUCUUUUGUCAGGUGUCUGCUUCAGCAGGUGUUACAGAUGCUUUUUGUUAAACGGAGCUGCAUUGAAAGGAUGCUGCUUCUUCUUUCAAAUGGAGUCUUGAAGAGCAGGUUUUCUUCAGAAAAUAGAAAAGCUGGGGAGGGGUCUGAGAUGCUGAUAGGACUCAACACUGGGCAACAUCAGAGAGAGGUGGACAGCUCAGCAUUACUGUUAUGGAUCGCUCUCGGCACCGAGCGGGAAAUGGCAAUGAGCAGGCAUCUUCACGAGAGCACAGUCAUGGUGAAGAUGAGAGACAACGACAGCUGGAGCGCCUCGGUAGGGAGGAGGCUUAUUACCAGUUCAUUAAUGAACUCAAUGAAGAAGAUUAUAGGUUGAUGAGAGACAGCAACCUGCUUGGCACUCCUGGGGAAAUAACAGCAGAAGAGUUGCAGCAACGCUUGGAGGGGGCUAAGGAGCGUCUGGCAUCACAGUCUGAUCUGGAUAACAGAGAAGGUGAAGGUAGAGCUGUUGGAGAUUCUGAUGUUCUUGGAGAAAACUCAAAUGGCGACUCUUUGUUCGAAUGGCUUAACACAUUUCGUCGCACAGGAAAUGCCACUCGCAGCGGACAGAGUGGGAACCAAACCUGGAGAGCCGUGAGUCGAACAAAUCCAAACAGUGGGGAGUUUCGUUUUAGUCUUGAAAUCAAUAUAAAUCACGAUCAUAACAGUUUAGAAACUGCUGGUGAGGAGUAUGUCGAUAUAGAUGCUACCAGACUGUAUUUGGAAAGAAGACGUCAACUAGUUGCCAGUUCAGCAACCCCACGAACAAGGAGCAUGGCUGCAAGGGAGGCAAGCAAUGAAGCUGCAAGGACCAGGUUUUUAGGACAUGCCAUGGCACUGAGGUCUGAAGUAGCCUCUCAUGCAGUCUCGGGGAGGCUCAGGAGUAGAACAAGGGAGUUGACAGGCCUUUCCCAAACAAAUAAUAGUACACGUAAUAAUUCUGCAGCUGCUGGUGACAGAAGAGAAAUGCUGGGAAGACUUAAUUCUACAAGAGUCAGAAGAGGUAGAGCAAGAACGAAUGCUCAGAUAAAUACAAACCAAAGACUAGAAAUUCUGCGGCUGAGGUCUACCUUAAGCAGUCGAAGCCGCUCUCCGCUGCGAAGGCAAGGUGAUGCUGUUCGCUUCGAGGAACGUGGUCAGAGGCAGAAUAGAAACGCACAGCAUGUCAACAGAAGUAGAAGACAAAUAGCUCAGGCUUCUCCACAGCCUGCUGAAGAGCAAGCAAGAGGCAACACUCAGGCUCCUCAACUUCCCACUGUAGCUCCAUCCUUGGGAAUAACUUCAGAAGAGGACGAAUCUAGUAGGCCAGUAGCUGCCGUCAGAAGGCAUCCAACAAUUACACUAGAUCUCCAGGUGAGAAGAAUUCGUCCUGGAGAAAACAGAGACCGGGACAGUAUUGCCAGUAGAACUCGUUCUAGAGUAGGAAUGUCAGAAAACACGGUCACCUUUGAGAGUGACAGUGGGGGAUUUCGGCAUACGAUAUCGCGAUCAGAACGUGCGGGUAUUCGAACCUACGUCAGCACUAUACGGGUACCUCUCCGUCGUAUUUCAGAAGCUGGGCUUGGUGAACCUUCAUCAGUGGCUCUUCGAUCGAUCCUCAGACAAAUUAUGACAGGCUUUGGGGAACUGAGCUCUUUAAUGGAAACUGAAUCCAACUCAGAAGUGCAGAGAGGUGGCCAUCCCUUAUCAGAUGCACAGAACAACUCAAGUUCAGCAAGCAGCGGUGAUCCAAGUGAGGUUUCAUCUAGAAAUGGACGCACAGCAGAAGGCAGCAGGGAAAGAAAUGGACGGAGGGAUGAUCGUCAACGCUAUGGGCGCCGUAACGAGAACCAAGAUAACAGGCAGUCUCAAGAUGUGAACAACUUAGUGGAAAAUGGAACACUGCCCAUACUUCGACUUGCCCACUUCUUCUUGCUGAAUGAAGAUGACGAUGAUGAUCGUUUAAGAGGUUUAACCAAAGAGCAGAUUGACAAUCUUUCUACUCGGAACUAUGGGGAUAUUCACGCUGAAAGCGAAAGAAGUAAAACAUGUAGUGUUUGCAUUAAUGAAUAUGCAACAGGGAAUAAACUAAGGCAGUUACCUUGUAUGCAUGAGUUUCAUAUUCAUUGUAUUGAUCGCUGGCUUUCUGAAAAUUCCACUUGCCCAAUUUGUCGACAGCCUGUUUUGGGGUCUAAUGCCACAGACAAUGGCUAGAAUCAUUUGUACUGCUCAGUUCUCAAGAAUUUGCUUCUGCUCUAUUUCUAAUGAGCCAGAUAAAUUGACCUACGAAGGGGUCCAUUUGUGGGGGGAGUUUUGUUAAAUUUCUUUAAAAAUUAUAGGAAACUUGUCUAAAUCUAGCAAUGUAAAUACUAUUUUUUCCAAAUGCAGGUCUAGGAAUACACAUAGAACCAAAUGAUAUUGGUAAAGUUUAUAUUUUUUUAGGCAAUUUUGUUAUGCUAAGCACUUUUGUAAAUACAGAAAUGCAAUAGUUAAUCAGUCCUGCUUAAUGUAUGUUUUUUAACAUUGUAAUGAACUUGCUUUAUUUAGAUUACAAAUUGUUUCACACAGACCCACCACUGUGUUGAAAAAUUAGUGGCUAAAUAGCCAUUUGUUAGCUUUUUGUUCUAAGAACAAUUUCUUUUAGAGGAAGUUUUUGCUGGACAUGUUUGCUGAAGAUAUUUAAGUUACUUGAAGUGCUUAUUUUAAUAGACCUUUUUCUUUUUAACGUUGAAAUAUCCUUUCCAAAAACUUGCCAAUUUGGUUCUAUUAAAAAAAAUUCUAUUGCAGUUUUUGCAUGUAGGUUUACACAGUUCUUAAUGCUGACAUUCUUAUUCAAAAGUUGAUGGGUUAGUGGCAUUAUGAAAUGUACAUAUUUAAAUGCUGUCCUUGACAAUCUGUCUUUUCAAUAAUGACAGCAGUCAAAUCUGGUAAUUCCAAGAGGCUGUGUCUUACUUAUUUGCUCAAAGAGUAAAUGAGCACCGAGGAAGCCUUUCUACUCUUCUAAAUUACUGAAUUGAUAUUCUUGGGGGUUUAACUGCCUUAGUUUAAAGAGGGACAAUAUUUCCUUGACUAUUAUAUUGUCUACAAUAUGCAUGUUUUGGGUAUUGUACUCAGAAGAACAAAACAAAGACUUGAAGUGCUUUUGUACAGAAAUUAAAGGUACACAUAUAAUAUUUGUCCUCUUGAAACAUGCCUGAGGACUAAAUGGCAAAAGACACUAAAAAGGACAAAAUAAGCUUUCCCAAAAGUCCCCUGUACCUGUAUAAUUAGAUACUAAAUUUUAUACCAAUAACUUCCGCUGAAAUAAAGUUGUGAAGUAAAUAA
Messenger RNA from Empidonax traillii (willow flycatcher), 4979 nucleotides. It is a transcript of the gene RNF6, whose product is annotated as ring finger protein 6. The transcript has 4 exons. Bases 1851 to 3869 code for a protein of 672 amino acids. Gene Ontology annotation, cellular component: cytoplasm; nucleoplasm. The record is from RefSeq and is a predicted model, not a curated record. Gene Ontology annotation, molecular function: ubiquitin protein ligase activity. Gene Ontology annotation, biological process: positive regulation of DNA-templated transcription; protein ubiquitination; ubiquitin-dependent protein catabolic process. NCBI's taxonomy places the organism in Eukaryota, Metazoa, Chordata, Aves, Passeriformes, Tyrannidae.